Molecule: messenger RNA, 577 nt
Organism: Rhincodon typus (whale shark)
Lineage: Eukaryota; Metazoa; Chordata; Chondrichthyes; Orectolobiformes; Rhincodontidae
Product: collagen alpha-3(IX) chain-like
Exons: 7
Source: RefSeq, a predicted model, not a curated record
GGCCCUGUUGGAGCAUCUGGCCCCAAAGGUAACCAGGGACUUGCAGGAUCUGAUGGGCUGCCAGGAGAUAAAGGAGAUAUGGGUCAGCCAGGACCGCAGGGGCAGAAGGGAGAGCCAGGAGCUCGUGGUGAGGUGGGACGGAAAGGGAAUCCUGGUCCAGCUGGGGUUCCUGGGACAGAUGGUGUUCCUGGUCCUCCUGGGCUAAUUGGUAUAGCCGGAGAGCGUGGUAUCCCCGGGACUACCGGAAAAGCAGGUCCUCCUGGAAAACAUGCAAGUGAGCAACGAAUCCGGGAACUCUGUCACAGCCUGAUCAAUGAUCAGAUUUCAUUGUUAGCUAAUAAUUUGAGAAGGCCAAUGGCCCCUGGAAUGAUAGGAAGGCGUGGCCCCCCUGGUCCUCCAGGUCCACCAGGGCCAAAGGGCAAUGUUGGCCAUCCAGGCAGACGAGGUCCAACAGGAUUGACUGGACCAUCUGGAGAACUUGGUGACACAGGACCACGAGGUGACCGUGGUGUAAAGGGAGACAAGGGGGUUAUCGGCAAACCCAUUGAUGGCUUAGUAGGACCUCAAGGGCCUCCAG